Molecule: messenger RNA, 1422 nt
Organism: Annulohypoxylon truncatum
Lineage: Eukaryota; Fungi; Ascomycota; Sordariomycetes; Xylariales; Hypoxylaceae
Product: eukaryotic porin/Tom40
Exons: 6
Coding region: 358-1209 (283 amino acids)
Biological process (GO): monoatomic anion transmembrane transport
Cellular component (GO): mitochondrial outer membrane
Molecular function (GO): voltage-gated monoatomic anion channel activity
Source: RefSeq, a predicted model, not a curated record
ACGGGGAAUUGGUAUGUACCACAGUACAUGCUGCUAGGUACCGAUAGCCAGGUGCUGCACAGUGGUUGUCGGCUGCUAGUGCACUUUAGUCCGUCGGGACCAAUUAGAAGUUAGAAAAGCACACCUGAUCGGGCAGAGGAAAGACCCAAAGAAAACAAUUUCCAUCAGACCGUUCUGUCGUUUCGGACCAAAUCUACAUAGUAGCAUCACCCGCGCCCAAUCCGAUUCAUUCCCAUCCACACACAAUACCCCAACACAAUUACUUUUUUUUUUUCCUCAACCGCAUUUGCUCGACAACUUUUGUCAAAAUAACAAAACAACAUCCGGCAUUGCGAAUAACCACAACCACCGAUCAAGAUGUCUAUCCCGGCCUUCGCUGAUAUUUCCAAGUCGGCAAAUGACUUGCUGAACAAGGAUUUCUACCAUCUCUCUGCCGGCACUAUCGAGGUGAAGAGUAACACCCCGAACAAUGUCGCUUUCAAAGUUACCGGCAAGAGCAGCCACGAGAAGGCCACUAGCGGUGCUAUCGAGGGCAAAUACGCGGACAAGUCACUCGGCCUUACCCUGACCCAGACAUGGAACACUGCGAACGCUCUCGACACCAAGCUCGAGCUUGCCGACUCGCUCGCCAAGGGUCUCAAGGCUGAGACCAUCUUCUCUUUCCUGCCCGCCAGCCAGAACAAGGGUGUUAAGCUCAACCUGACGUUCAAGCAAUCCGCUUUCCACGGCCGUGCCUUCUUCGACCUCCUCAAGGGUCCCACCGCGAACGUCGACGCCGUUAUCGGCCACGAGGGUUUCCUCGCCGGUGCCUCUGCCGGCUACGAUGUCCAGAAGGCUGCCGUCACCGGCUACAACGCCGCCGUCGGCUAUCUCGCCCCUCAGUACAGCGCCGCCGUUACUGCGACCGACAACCUCAGCGUCUUCGCCGCAAGCUACUACCACAAGGUCAACAGCCAGGUCGAGGCUGGUGCCAAGGCUACCUGGAACUCCAAGAGCGGCAGCAACGUCGGUCUCGAGGUUGCCAGCAAGUACCGCCUCGACCCUGUCUCGUUCGCGAAGGCCAAGAUCAACGACCGUGGCGUCGCCGCCAUGUCGUACAACGUCCUUCUCCGACCUGGUGUCACCCUAGGCCUCGGUGCCUCUUUCGACACCCAGAAGCUUGACCAGGCCACCCACAAGGUUGGCGCCAGCUUCACCUUCGAGAGCUAGGGGCUUCCUUAAGCGGUGGAUUGAUUGCGCUAGACGAGUUUCCGGGACGCAGAUGCCCAAUACCCUCUCAUGAACCAUUUGUACCCUAUACACACACAAGACAGGCAGGAUUCGCAUUCGGGUGGGUGUCUCUUGAAUGUAGAUUAGACCUCGGACGUUUUCAUGCCGACUAAAAUGGAAAUAAUGCUCGGAUGGUUCUGAAUGCAUAUGAAU